This is a messenger RNA of Prorocentrum cordatum, 1031 nucleotides long. Lineage: Eukaryota; Dinophyceae; Prorocentrales; Prorocentraceae. The record is from the annotation of a GenBank genome assembly.
GGUUUUCGAGCCCAAGCGGUUGGCGAGCUCUUGCCGAGCUUUCCCCAGCUACCCACCGAGCUUCCCCGAGCGAUAUGGUGCUCACCAACAGUUCGGCGUCCGCGGCCCAGAACGGCGAUGUGGUCGAGCUGCCCAAAACAGCUUGCCGAACAGGGCGAGCAGACCAACCAGCUCCUCGGCUACCUGGCCGAGAAAACGAGCUGCGCCGAGAUGCGUCGAUGCCAGUUAGCAGGCAAAGGCAUCCGAGGUCAGUCCGCCGUGUGGCCGAGGAACACCAAGUCGGCCAUGCUCGAGACCAUAUACUACAAGGGCAGCAGCCUGGCGAGCAUCAGCCGGACCGAUUUUUUCGAGGCGGCCCGAAUCAGAGACUUCGAGAUGGCGCCCGACGUUUUGCAGGAAAGGGAUCAGGGCAGCUACUCCGGCGUCACCAGGAGCGCCCUCGGCGAGAUCCCCCAAGGGCUCCAAGCUCUCUGCUCGAUGAUGCUUUCCCUGGACAGUCGCUUCGAGCCCGUGGCGACGAGCGUCGGCGCCGAGUGCGCCGAGACUUUCGAGGCGGUCAACGGCUUGCCUGAAGAAGCCAACGAGUGCUUCAAGUGGGGCAAGGGCAACGACGCCUCGACGAGCGAGAACGACCGCGAGAGCAAUGCGACCGCCGAAGCCACGUGAUGUUGGCACGUCUCCGAGGCCAGGCUCCUCCAUCCUAUAGACUCAUGCUUCCGAUGCUGCUGAACCUAUUCGUGCAUUUCGAGAUCAAAGCCGCCAACCGAAAGCGCAAAUCUAGUCUUGGGGCGAUUGCGUGCCUCAACAAUUUACCCCGUUGGAAAUGCUCCGACAGUCUUGUGGUCAACGGGAAGUUAAAAAGUAUCCACGCCGCGUUGGUUUCUUCAAGUGUUUUGAUAGUAGUGCUGCAGCUGUGGACCUGAAACUGGGCGUCGGCGGUAAACCGUCAACGCGGUUGUCGCCGGGGCCCUCGUGGAGCUCUGGGGUCGACAAGUCAUCCUAGGAGUUUUAUAGCUCGCUUCGAGUGGCCG